CCUUCACUCUGUGGUCCAUCUCAUCCCAAAUAAUCUGGGUUUGGGUCGGGUGACUGUGGAGGCCAGGCUAUCUGGUUCAGCACCUCAUCAGUCUCCUUCUUGGUCAAAUAGCCCGCACACAGCCUGGAGGUGUGUUUCAGGUCAUUGUCCUCCUCAAAGUUAAAUGAUGGUCCAACUAAACGCAAACCAGAUGGGGUGGUUUGCAUGUCACUGCAGGAUGCUGUGGUGGUAGCCUUCAAUUUUGAAUAAAUCCCCAACAGCGUCACCAGCAAAGCACCUCUACGCCAUCACACCUUCUCCAUGCUUCACGAUGGGAACGAUGCAUGUAGAGACCAUCCGGUCACCUUUUCUGUGUCACACAAAGACACAGCAGGUGGAACAAAAGAUCUCAAAUUUGGACUCAUCAGACUAAAGCACAGAUUUCUAUUGUUCUAAUGUCGAUUCCUUGUGUUUCUUGGCCCAAACAAAUCUCCUCUGCUUGGUGCUUUUCCUUAGUCUUGGUUUCUUAGCAGCUAUUUGACCAUAAAGUCUCCUCUGAACAGUUGAUGUAGAGAUGUGUCUGCUACUGGAGCUCUGUGUGGCAUUUAUCUGGGCUCUAAUCUGAGGUGCUGUUAGCUUGUGAUUUCUGAGGCUGGUGACUCUGAAUUUAUCCUCAGCAGCAGAGGGGACUCUGGGUCUUCCUUUCCUGGAUCGGUCCUCGUGUGAGCCAGUUCUGUCAUAGUGCUUGAUGGUUUUUGCAACUGCACUUGGGGACAAGGUUUGAGUAAUUUUCUGACUGACUGACCUUCAGUUCUUAAAGUAAUGAUGGACUGUCGUUUCUCUUUACUUAGCUGAUUGGUUCUCGCCAUAAUAUGAAUUCUAACAGUUGUCAGAUAGGGCUGUUGGCUGUGUACCAACCUGACUUCUCCACAACACAACUGAUGGUUCCAACCCAAUAAGAAGGCAGGAAAUUCCACAAAUAUACUAUUAUUUGGUGUACAAAUAACAAAAGUAAUAUUAUGGUAAAUGUAUAAAUGUUCUUUGGUUCCCAACUUUUGACACUAAAACGUUUGACUUACUUGUGUGUACUAAUUUACUUGAAAGCGCUUCUGUUUAUUUUUUAGCAGCUAAAGUUUUACUUGAAGCAGGCUUGUGUUGGGAAAUGGAUUUUUAAUUCUCCAUGUGCGAUUACUUGAUGCCCCCCCGACCAAUGCAAAGAAACUCAUUAUUUUGAAACCUUUUCACAACAUGGUAAAUUCAGGUUGUGACAUUACGUAUUUGCUCUCUUUAUUUGUGGGAUUGUCCACCGGCAGAAUUUCCAGUGUUAUGUUGUCUUGUGUUGUGAUGGACAUGGCCAACUUGAAGCCACCCACUUGAUUUAAGCUGUUGGUUUUUGGUGUUUUGAACAAGACGGCACAAGCCUGAGGCGGUUCCUGAGAAACCAAGUACAGCCCACAUUGGCUAAGAUGUCUGACACAUUGUUAGCUGGUUAAUCUUCCUUUCUGUGUCCACAAUUUACAAAAUGGCACGCAUUCAUGAUUCUUUAAUUACUUAAAACCGUUGAUUUGGCCCUUAAACUUAUCAGGAAAGGGUUAACUAAGUGAGCCAGAGAAACGGCCGUUUCUCAGACUUCUUCUGAAGUCUUUUUUGGAGUCGCCCCCUGCUGGCCACUAAAAAGAAUGCAGGUUUGGAGGCACUUCCAUGUAAGCGUCACACUUCAGACCUUCUGUGCUUCUGUAGUGGACUAUAUCAGUCGUUAGUGCUCUGUGAUUAUCAAAGAGCACAAUCUGCUGCAGUCUGUGAAAACAUUCAUUAGAUGUGUCUUCUUCAGAUAGCAGUUGAGUGUUGAGCGCAGCUUCAGUUGCGAGGUGGGACUUGCAUAGAGUUGUUUUUCCAGCACAUCUCACAGUGUUGAUCAGAUUGAGAUCUUUUUGGUUUUCACGCAGUUCUUGAGCAAGUUUUGCUGUUGUGAUGCACGCUGAAUUACACUGCCACCUGGUCUGACACAAAGCUUGUGCAAUCAUCAACAUCCACGUGAAUGCAGGUUUACCAGCUGAACUCACUUAGCUCAGCACAUCACAGGGUUUCCCCUUUUGAGACAAGUGCUGUAUAAAUACUACAGUUUACACUCUGUAAACUCCCUGCUAUUGUUGGCGCUUCUGCUGCUGGGCAUAUUUCUGACAUGUUCCAUCAUGUAAAUUGAUCAAGUAUCUGUGUAAGAUUCCACACCGAGGAAUAAUUGCUGCUGAUCUCAUUUACAGUCAUUCUUUUAGAAGAUAGGAGGAGGAGGAGGAAGAUGAAGAAGAUUAGCUGAAGCUGAAUUGUUUGCAUGGUGAAAAAGGCUUUCAGUCGUCCCAUAAGACUGGAAAACACUCAUAACAAAGGGCCGUUUCCUGCUACUACCUUCGGCCACCUUUGUGUUGUUCCUUGUCAAUAAAGCACCUGAUGUCACAGAACAUGUUGCGAUGCUUCUGGUCUCAGCAAUACCAAUUUAGGCAAUUUAGGUCGCUAAGACUUUCCUUUUACAGUCAGAUUAGUUUUAUUGCUGUUUACUGAGUGUUCGAACACUCCCCUGUUGUUCGGUGCAACCUUUGUACCAAAGAGGACUAACAACACGAUGCCCUUAUUAGUAGAUUGUAUGUACAGAAACAAACCCAUUGUGGUAUAGUAAAUCCCUAAAAGGAAAUUUCAGCUCUUCAAAUUAAACUCUGAAAAUUGACUGGCUGUUGAAUACAGACUUUGUUAUCGUGGUCUUGAUAUAUAUCCCUGUUAAGUCUGAAGAGCAGAACUCAUUCAGAGUUCUCGGACCAUGUGUCAUUCUUCACUUCAUGGUAUGUACAAAAUUUAACAUGUUAACACUGAAUAACAGCUUUUGAGUUUUAAUCAGCUCUAAAGAAUCGGCUCUUUUGUACUGAAACACUGAAGUAAAAGUAAACAAGUAAAUCAUGUGGUUUAUGUAGUAGUUGGUUACUGCUGCUGGGUAUUAUCUCAGUGCUUCAUUCACAUGCAGACCCAGUCUACCUUUGUAAGAUUUUAGGUGGCUUGAAAAAAAUUUCCUUUAAAAUAUCUCUGUGCAUCUUUUUAAAGAGUUUAGAAAAUAGUUAUUUGCGUUUUUCAGAGAUUUUUCGCUCCUGACUUGAAGUCUAAAUCUUUACAGUUUUUUGCAAAAACAUUUUCUGUGUUUUGGUCUGUUAGUAGUUUGCAAAGUGCGACGAUGGCACUAACCCAUCGGCCUGAGUUUGAGAGCAGGUGUUAUCUGAUUUUGCUUUGUGACUUUGCUUUUUCUGUACAUAUGAAUCUGGAGGGAUUUGCAUGCAUUUGAAUUUUGGAUAUUUGGAGCUUUCAGCUGCCUUAUUUACAUGUGAUGAGCCAGACUGGAUGCAAAUCUUACUUCCUUUUUCUUCCUUACGUAGUUCCUUUUUUCAUCUGUAAGGAGAAGAGGGAACAAUGAUGGGUCCGAUUGUAUUCAUGUUUUUUUUCCUGAAUGCUUUUGGUCAGUAUAUCUGGGUUUUUUGUUGUUUUUUUUUUUUUUUAAAUUCACUGAGACUUCCUGAAAAAUCAAUCAAUAUGGUGACACAAUCCUCUGAGCCUAACAGUCUGCUGGACUCCUAUAUGAUUCUUUACUUUUUUCGUGGCACUUUGUUAUCCUGCUUUCAGUUUGUAACUCUGUAUUUGUUUCAGUCGGCAGCAGUUUCUGUGAAACUUGAAAUGCUAUAUGACUGAACUUUACCAUCAUGGAAGUUAUGCUGUAAAGGUUCAGCUGUAUCCUUGGAGCUGGAAGGGCAACAAAAUUUGUCAAAUGGGCCAAAAAUGCAUGAAUAAAUGUGUAGAGAUGCAAUUAUUAUUGAGCAGGACUGAGUUCAGCUUCUUUGUAUGGCGCUCCACAGUAGUCCCAGUUCCUCAUGUGGCCCCUCUGCUUUAUGCUCACUAUUGGUUUCAUUGUGGUAACUUAUAGAAGUGAAAUUCUUAAGCUGUGAUAAGCGUGUGUAUGAUAUCUCAAGAAACACAGUUCUUAGUAUCUCUGACUCGUGUGGCCUGGACAGUAUUAAAAUACAAUACUUAAGGAGGACACUGGGGAACGUAAGAAGUUCUGAGAUGCAACAGGAAGCAGUAGUUUCAGAUGUGCCGUUAUAAACCUGAAAAUGUAACACACUUUUCUUACAGCUGAACACUGCACAAAUGCUGGGAGUCCCGUGCUGACUGUUUGGAAGGAGAGGAUAAAAAAGCGGGAGAGCAAAGGUGGAAGAAAAUGAUUAAAGGAGACUGGACACACCGGUCAUCAACUGGGCAGAUGGGUGAGAAAGAGGAUGAGCGUACGGCUCAGGCCAGCCAGCUAUUUGAGAACUUUGUCCAGGCAUCUACCUGUAAAGGGACUCUGCAGGCUUUCAGCAUCCUCUGCAGGCAGUUGGAGCUGGAUCCACUGGACCACAGCAACUUCUAUAACUCACUGAAGGCGGCAGUCAGCACCUGGAAAGUCAAAGCCCUUUGGACCAAACUGGACAAGAGAGCUCAGCAAAAGGUCUACAACCAGAAUAAGGCCUGCCAAGGCACGAGGUGUUUGAUCAUCGGCGGCGGUCCGUGUGGCCUUCGGACGGCCAUCGAGCUGACUCUGCUGGGCUGCAAGGUGGUGGUGAUUGAAAAAAGAGACACCUUCUCCAGGAACAAUGUGCUCCACCUCUGGCCCUACACCAUUCACGACCUCAGGGGACUCGGAGCCAAGAAGUUCUACGGAAAGUUCUGUGCUGGCUCCAUCGACCACAUCAGUAUCCGCCAGCUUCAGCUGAUGCUGGUAAAAGUGAGCUUGAUCCUUGGUGUCGAGAUUCACGUCAAUGUUGAGUUCAUCAAACUGCUGGAGCCACCAGAGGAGCAGACAGAUGUCGGUCAUGGUUGGCGGGCAGAGAUCCGACCCUCUGGCCAUCCUGUCUCGGACUUUGAAUUUGACGUGGUGAUUGGAGCUGACGGACGCAGAAGCACAUUAGAUGGUUUCAGGCGCAAGGAGUUUCGUGGGAAGCUGGCCAUCGCUAUAACGGCUAACUUUGUCAAUAGGAACACAACAGCAGAGGCCAAAGUAGAAGAAAUAAGUGGCGUGGCCUUCAUCUUUAACCAAAAGUUCUUUCUGGAACUCAAAGAGGACACGGGAAUCGACUUGGAGAACAUAGUUUACUACAAAGACAACACCCACUACUUUGUCAUGACUGCAAAAAAGCAGAGCCUGCUGGACAAAGGGGUCAUCAUUAAUGAUUACAUGGAAACUGAACGGCUUCUGAGUCCUGACAACGUCAAUCAGGAAGCGUUGCUCUCAUAUGCUCGUGAAGCGGCUGAUUUUGGCACAAACUACCAGCUGCCAUCCCUGGACUACGCCAUCAACCACUACGGACAGCCGGAUGUAGCCAUGUUUGACUUCACCUGCAUGUACGCCUCAGAAAACGCCGCCUUGAUCAGGGAGAAACAUGGACACCAGCUGCUGGUUGCACUGGUGGGAGAUAGUUUGCUUGAGCCGUUCUGGCCGAUGGGUACGGGUUGCGCUCGGGGUUUUUUGGCUGCCUUUGACACUGCAUGGAUGGUGAAGGGCUGGGCAAAAGGAAAGAGCCCACUGGAGAUCCUGGCUGAGAGGGAGAGCAUUUACCGUCUUCUACCCCAGACCACCCCAGAGAACAUCAGUAAAAACUUUGAACAGUACUCCAUUGACCCUGCUACCCGCUACCCCAACCUCAACGCCUGCUGUGUGCGCCCACAUCAGGUGCGUCACCUGUUCAUUGAUGGUCAUCAGGGACCAGGUCAGAUAGAAAGAGGCGGACCAGCACGUCGAUCAGUCAACCUGUCCAGGAAAGAGUCUGAGGUCCAUCCUGGCCGCCUGCUGAACUGGUGUCAGAGGCAGACUCAUGGGUACCAGGGAGUCGAUGUCACCAACCUCACGUCUUCCUGGAGGAAUGGCCUGGCCCUCUGUGCUCUCAUCCAUCGGCAGAAGCCUGAGCUCAUUGAUUAUGACUCUCUGAACGAGGAGGACGUGGCGGGGAACAAUCAGCUGGCGUUUGAUGUGGCUGAGCGAGAGUUUGGCAUCCAACCGGUGACGACAGGAAAGGAGAUGGCUGCAGAUUCUCAACCUGAUAAGCUGCUGAUGGUCCUGUACCUUUCCAAGUUCUACGAGGCCUUCAGGAACUCGCCAGCAACCAUAGUUUCCAGAGAAGGAGAUGAAAAUGGUGAAGAUUAUCAAUCUAAAACCAACCACAAGGCGCUAAACCUGCCUCAGCCCAGAAAGAGGAUUCCCAGGGAUGACAAGAAACCGGAGGAAGAUUCUGAUAACAAGAAACGGCGAAAGGGCAACCACUACCUCACAGAGUUGUCCUGUCACAGUGCUCCCCCUGCUGGUGAGGAUGGGGAACAACGGGAGAACAAAGUCCGCUCCAUGGCAACUCAGCUGCUGGCCAAAUUUGAGGAGAACUCCGCAACAGUAAAGGCUCGAACAAAGGACCCAUCAGAUCCAUCCUACUCUCCUGCUCAGUCUCCUCCAACUUUCCCACUUCCUUCAUCAGAUGAGGAAGAUGGGGAAGUGGAGAGAGAAAAUCCCCGUUUUGCAAAGCCCAAAGAUGACACUCCUCCUCCUCCUAGUCUGCUUCCCACUCGCCCCAAGUGGCAGCCUUCCAUCUACCUUCAGUUGCUUGAGAAUCCCGCUACUUUCCUCUCCUCCCCCAAAUUCUCUCACGCUCGGAGCGCCUGCAGUCGGUCUCCAUCGCCCCCAUGCUCAAAGAGCCCGUUGAGUCCUCCUCGCUCACUGAGCCCUGACACUCCUGAACAUUACUACCCAGAACGCACCUCUCCAGACCUCUCACCUAUUCGUCUUUCUCCCUCUCCUCAGUCUGCUCUGGGUGUUGGGCAGUCCUCUGAGAGAUCGGGGGGGGUUAUGCGGCAGAGUAAAGACCAGAGACUGUCUGCUAGGGACUUUUCCAGGAGGAGUAUAAAAGAGAGAGCUAGCCUCCUCUCCUCCAUGUUUCCAGGCUCGAGCAGAUCACCCUCAGCAGCUCCUCUUUGUCUACCACAGGUGGAAUCAUCCAUUUCCUCUCCUCCUUCCUUGUCAACACCUCCUCUUGUUCUGUCUAUACCUAAGAGCUCCACCGUCUACCCUGUGGUCCACCCUGUCCCUGACCCCACAGCCCAGGCUGGUUUCUCCUCUGUCCCACUUUGCACUCCUGGACACAAGGACAAGACACACACUCCCUCUUCCACUGACUCUGAAAAAACACAGGAAAUCUGCUCACUUCAUCCUGAUUCCUCUGCACCCAACAGCGAAACAUUUGCUGGUCUUUCCUUGCCUUGCUUUGGGACCCAAAAGAGCUCCUCUCCGCUCCCGGGCGCUGGCUGUGAACAUGAACAGAGCGGCUCGUCAGGCCUCGAGCAGAAUUAUGAGAAUAUGUGUGAGACUUCACAGAACGAUGUGGAAAAUGAGCAGGAGAAGGUUCACAAAACUGUGACAGUUGAUGAUAGUAACGCAUCUGAAAAUAAUCACACGGAGCACUCGGAGAGGUCUGGUCCUGAGGACCUCAGGAGAAUCGUUCCAAAGUCACUCGCUCGCUCCAUAAGUUGUCCGACUGGGGCUCCUCGUUACAGCAAAGAGCGUACAGUUGGAAAGGUAUCAUCAGCCAUAGAUGCUAAAGCUCAGAUACUGGCCAUCCUCUAUGAGACAGACCACAGGCCCAGUGCUCCACCGUGUGUGGUGCGUAAGGACUUCCCUCCCGGGUUGGGCGGCAGCGACAUCUGCCACUUCUGCUCCAAGCGGGUGUACGUGAUGGAGAGACUCAGCGCCGAGGGCUACUUCUUCCACCGAGAGUGUUUCCGCUGCGACGCUUGCAACUGCACUCUCCGCCUGGGAGGACACACAUUUGACUCACAGGAGGCUAAAUUCUACUGCAAGCUGCAUUAUGCACAGCGCCUGUACAGCAAUAACCCAGGAAGGGUUAGGAGGAGAAUGGAACCCCAAAGUCGUGUCGCACCCUCGUCCAUGGACGGCGGGAGCUACACCACCGCCACCACGGGCAGCACCCAGCUGCAACCCCCAGACGAGGCCUCCAGUUCACUCUCUGAACCGCUUGAUAAAAACGUUCCCGACGAUGUGGAUGUGGCAGUGGAAGCUCACGAUGCUUCCUGUUUAGUAAAACCCAAAACGCAAGAUACCGCCGCAGCAAAAGGUCAAAGCCAGGACUCUUCCAAAGAUCACUGUAACCCCAAACACAAACACAACAGAUGGAAGCGGAAGAUUCGAGCAACCUUCCCUCUGCUUUUCAUCAAGCGCUAUCCCAAAAGCUCACAGCUGGACAAAGACGGACCUGAUACCGUCCCUGAAGCCGACUCUGACUAUGAGGAGAUCACUUCAGCAGAAAAACAACCUCACUCGGACAGCAGUUCCAAAACAUCAGUGGAUACCCUGAAUCCUCCAGAGGUAAAUGAGACGAGUGAGGAGCGCUCGGCCGUCUGCAGAACAUCUACGCCAAGGAAACGCUUGGCCUUGUCCUUUUCUGCCAAAGAGAAGCUUCUGAACUGGGACGUGGAGGUCAACCCAGAGGGAACUCCCGUUAGCACAACCACCGAAAACGCACCACAACAUAAGGACCAGGUACAGGCAGAGGCACAACUAGAUGAGCCUCGGAGAAACUCCAUCCAGAGCGGGGAGGCUUCCCCGAGCCAAACUUCAGCUUCAUCCCCCUCAGCCUUCCAGGCUAUAGCCAACGCCUUCAGGAGGACAUUUAGCGGGACCAAUCAACUCAGCAGCUCCAACACUGCAGUCAUAAUGAGACCUAAACACGACGGUCCCCGCAAACGGCGGCCCAUGUCCGAGGGAGCGUUUAGCUUUAGCUCACGCUUCAGUGCCAUAGCGCCAGAGUCAUCCCGAGAGGACCAGGCCAGCAUGCGUGAAGCUCAUUGGGCAGAUCCAUGGGGGGCGGGGCAGGACCUGCCUUCCCUGUUGCAGCAGGUGUCCUUAAAGGGCCGUAAAGACUCUGGAGAGGUGUUCGCUGAUGACAUUGGCCCAUUUGCACGCAAAAGGGUCAACUUGUUCUCUUCCUUGAGGCUGAGGAAGAGGGAAUUGUCUGGGAGUGAAGGGAAAGACCAGGAGGUUCAAAAGGAAAUUACAAGCAUCCUCUCUAACCUCAGAAACAAAGCAUCCAGUCAGCAGAAUUUGGAGGAGCCCUCCUCAAGUGAUGAUGAAAAUGAAAACCUGGUAUCCAGUCAGAAGCUGCAUUCAGAGAAACUGAGGAGGAAGCAGGAAAAGACAGUGGCCCAACAGGCUAAACGAGAACAGCUAAAGAGGCUUCACAGAGCUCAGGUGAUCCAGAGACAGUUGGAGGAAGUCGGAGAAAAGCAGAGGGACCUGGAGGAGAGAGGAGUGGCCAUAGAAAAGAUCAUAAGAGGAGAAACAGAAUCUCCUCAGACGGACGACAGUGAUGAGGCCCAGCUCUAUCAGUCCUGGUUUAAGCUCGUCCUAGAGAAGAACAGAUUGGCACGCUAUGAGUCUGAACUCAUGAUCUUCGCUCAGGAGCUGGAGCUGGAGGACACACAGAGUCGGCUGCAGCAGGAUCUGCGACGCAAAAUGGCAGUAGAGGAUACAAAGAAGAGUGCCUCAGAGCUGCAGGAGGAACAGGUGAUCCUCGCAGAGAUCAUGAGAACAGUGGAGAAACGAGACAUGUUGGUCUCUAUUCUGGAGGAGCAGAGGCUCAAGGAGAGGGCUGAGGACAGGGACCUCGAGAGCCUUGUGCUCUCCAAGGGCUAUGAGUUCCACUGGGCCCGCAUGGAUGAUAGCUGGGGCCAAGAGAAGCAGGAGUGAUGGCUGAAAACCGAGGAUCUCACUCUGAAGAGGACAGAUUAGAAGGAAAACAGGUUCCCACAAUAGUUUGCUUUUGGCUUUUUUUUU
Haplochromis burtoni (Burton's mouthbrooder) is the source of this 9880-nucleotide messenger RNA. RefSeq names its product microtubule associated monooxygenase, calponin and LIM domain containing 2b (gene mical2b). The record is from RefSeq and is a predicted model, not a curated record. The transcript has 37 exons. Gene Ontology annotation, molecular function: FAD binding; protein binding. Lineage: Eukaryota; Metazoa; Chordata; Actinopteri; Cichliformes; Cichlidae. Bases 4229 to 9793 code for a protein of 1854 amino acids.